Molecule: messenger RNA, 3827 nt
Organism: Culex pipiens pallens (northern house mosquito)
Lineage: Eukaryota; Metazoa; Arthropoda; Insecta; Diptera; Culicidae
Source: RefSeq, a predicted model, not a curated record
AAAAAAAAGCCGGUAAAUUUUUUUAAGUGCAGGUUUAAUAAACCGAAUUUUAAGCCAGAUGCUUUUACAGUAUAAUACUUAGCGCGCAUUUACAAGAUUUUAUAACGAAGGUGAAAUUAUAACUGACGGUCUAGUGUGCGCUCAUAACUGUAAUCACGUCUACCCAGUCAGUUCAAUUUAGAAUUCUGAAAAAGAAUUCGUAUACAAUUCGAGUUGAAUACCGUUUCAGAAAGUGAAUUGUACUGACUGGGUUUCACCAACCUGCACCGAGUAUCAGCAUUACACAUUGUUAAGUUCGCUUUUACACAAUUGUAUGGAGUUUUUCAGUUCAACUAUGUUAACACAAAAAUGUGUAAUCGUUGAACUGAAAAUCCCAAGCAAGUGUGUUAAAGUGAACUCAUAAUGUAAUGCUGAUUCUCACAGUGGAACGCUAGGGCUAGACGUUUGCCGCGCAAACUUUUUAUUUUGCGAAAAAAUUGAAACAAAGAGGGAAGAAAUUACAGCUACUCGAACGAAUUAAAUGAUUGAUUUUUGCCAAUACACGAAAUGGACCAAAAAAGCGAAUCGAUUCCAAUCGCUGUGAAGAUAGAACGUGAAGGAAAGUUGCUGAAGCAAGCAAUAAUCGCUGUUGGUACCGAUUCAACAUUUACAAGUGUUAUCCAGCGGGCUCUGGAACAACCGCUGGCCGUGGAACAGAUUCAAAGCGUUUUUGCUGGGGUCAAAUCAUUUGAUCAAAGCGACCUUUUCAACAUUCCAGCACAGAACACCUUGUCGAACUGCGUCGCUGCUUUGGGCGGAUGUUCAAAAGUGCUCUGCAUCCUCGUACCGGAAAUUCCGGAACGACCUCCGGUAAAGAAUGCGCUUGCGAAUUUAAUGAAAAAUGCGGCGAUGGUCAAGCUUCCAGAAGAAAAGGCCGAGAACGAUGGGCGCUCCUGCAUCCACAAUCGAGUUGUGCAAUACCUUCGGGAACAAAGCAUUGGAUUUAGACCGUUCCAGAAAAACGAGAUGGAUGCUUUCAUGACUACCGUCGGUUCUACGUUAUGGCAGCUGGACGGAAGCUGGCACAAAUUUCACACGGCGUCAAACGUACAAGCUCUCCCAGAAUCGCUACAUUUUGUCCCAGAAGGCCGUGAUUCAUAUCGCAUUCUACAUCACGGAAACCACAAGAAAAAGUGCACUCCCCAAAUAAAAUCGGACGAACUGUUGGUCAAUUACGAACGCCUCGAACUCUUGACAACGAAACGCUAUCUGCAGGCCGAAGACUGGAAACCGGUUUUACGUGAUAUUCAACAGCUGAAAGAUUCUAUUGGUGACUAUCUUCGCCACGUUUUUAGAGCCUGUGAUGUUAAGUCCGCUCCAUCAUGUGAUUUGGAGAAAGUAGAUGUUGAAAACCGCGUCCUAAAAGUGGUCCUCCCCGUCCAUCAGCGAGAUGAAAGUGUUAAGCUGCGUUACAAGGACCUGGAAAAACGUCUUUUGGAUGUCCCUACUUACACCGAGUUGAAUAUGAUUUUUGUCACACCGAUUGAACGCAGGAUGAAGCACAAAUAUAUUAUUAGACUCCAGCUGGGAUUUGCAGUUCAUCUGUAUCGUACGUAUUCCCCAAAUGCGACGUUUGUGUGGAGGAUUGAUCUGAGCGAUAGUGACGUAAACUCUGCGUUGGUUGUGGCGAGAAUUGAGAAGAACCUGUUUGAACGAGUUAUGGCUGAUAAGCUUAAAAAGCUGGAAGAAACCUUCGGAGGAACCGCCAACUGGACUGAGUCGAAAGUUCUAGAACUCGUCUCGGCAGCGCAAGAGGAUGAUUCUCCACCGAACGGUGCCACCCAAGCGGGCUAUAAACUGCUGCUUGACGAAGGCUAUGGAGUUUCGGAGGCCGUUGAGCUGGAGAAAGAUGCAGUAGCAUGCUCAACGGGAAAGUUCUCAAACUUCUGGGACUCCGUUUCGAAGGUUCUGGCGGCCGACGACUUAACUGUCGCUGAGGAACGGCGACAUGGCGAGACAAGCUGGAUUUCUCCUCUGUGUGUGUCGCUGAGCGAUCUUAUGCGGAAAUGUGAGGUUGAAAUGGAACGCAGUUUCCCUAAUUCGCCGAUGAACUUCAUUCCGUCUUACGAGUACUUUAGGCUCCAGUUCGUGCCACGCAACAGUCAUACAGAAGUAUCUAAAAGGUACUACGGGCGAUUUGACGUCAAAUUCGGCUUACAAAAGCGAACAUUGCACAAGUCACAUGUUGACCAGCACUUCGGAGCCAAGCAAUUCCAGUUUCUUAAAGCCAUGGCUGGAAAAUUUUGUGAUCAUUCACUUGCGUUUUUCAUGGAUGACAAAGCAACGAUUCCAGUUGGUUUCGUCGGAGCGCCGGUCAGUGCCACUCGUCGACAAAGAAGUGUGCUGAUGGCCGGCUUGGACGGCAGAGGAUUGAAUGCCAUGGACCAUGAUAACAUUCCGCAGCAUAUCGUGCCAUCAGUGUCUAUCAAGAUUUCCCACCAAAGGAACUCACCGAUUCGUGGUACUGUGGAAAGCCGAUCAUUACUCUCAAAGAUGCAAUUUUCCAACCGUCAUCUGCUUUUCGCCAUGCUGCGGAGGUUGUGAAACAUUUGUCGGUUGCCGAUCACAAUCGACCAAUGAUGUUUUUUGGGACAGACGGUGGCCCCGACCACAACGUUACGUCGAUUCUGGUGAUGCUCAGCUACAUAUACAUCUUCAUAGAACUUGAUUUGGACUUUCUGGGAGCCGCACGCACGCCGCCAAACUUCUCUGUUGUUAACCCAGCUGAGAGAUUCAUGAGUGUUGCAAACAUCGCUCUGGUGGGUGUGUCGUUGUCAAGAAAUAACCUGGGAGCCGACGAGAAGAAAGUGAAAUCUUUCACGAGCAAAAAGCAGUGGCGAGAUGCACACCAGAAACGUCCGGAUAUUGAUUACCCUCAGCUGGCUCUGGAUGGGACGAAAGAUGCUAGAAAGCUGUUGUCGGAUCGAUUUGAACGUCUCACUUACAAGGGAGAACAGGUCCAGAUCGGCGAGCCGGCAACUGAAGAGGAGAUAUCGGAGCUAAAGUUGAAGAUUUCCGCGCUGUUUGACAUCGACUUUUCUGCUGCACUGCUAAAAGCGAAAGUUCUGAAAGUUCCUGCCGUGGAGGAAUUUUUCGCCGACCACGUACGAUGCACGAAGUACACGUUCCAGGUGAAAAAGUGUAAGAAGGACGAAUGUCGAUUUCAUGAGAAAAUUCGACUUCCGGUAGAAGUUUUCGAUGAUGUUCAUUGGGUGCCAAGUCCAGAGUUGAAAGGGGACCACUAUCUUAACUUUGAGGACGUCUAUGGUAGGGAUCCCACAGACAAGGACGUGCCCAGCCUGAACACUGCAGGAUCAUUGGAAUCAGAUGCUUUGAAACCGCCGUUCCCCCUGGCGCACACGCGAGCCAGGAUGAUAGUUCGUUGCACCGAGUGUGAGUUUCCUCGAUUGCUGUAUACAAAGUACGGCAUCGACAAGUCUCUUAAGGCUAAACUGGAGGCAUAUUUCGAGGAAAAAUUAUUUGUCUGCGGAGCUGAUCUUCCAGAACCCAUUUCUCUACAUUAUUAUCAAACAGGAUCAGCACUGCCAGGAUUUAUGCCACAGUGUGCAAAAUGUCUAUGUGACGUCACCCGGACGCCCAACACUAUCUUGUACUGCGAUAAGUGCUGUACACAGACGCCGAAACCAGUGAAAGUGUUUAAGAAGCAAGGAAGGCCGAAGAAGAAUUAAGCUGCUGUGAUGUUGAUUCAAUGUUUAUUGAUCACUUUUUUUUUACAUACAUUUGUAUUCGUUACAAGAAAUAUAAAAUAAGCCAUUUGCAAGUUUUUU